Messenger RNA from Macrobrachium nipponense, 585 nucleotides. RefSeq names its product aspartate and glycine-rich protein-like. Bases 1 to 585 code for a protein of 194 amino acids. The transcript is spliced from 3 exons. The record is from RefSeq and is a predicted model, not a curated record. NCBI's taxonomy places the organism in Eukaryota, Metazoa, Arthropoda, Malacostraca, Decapoda, Palaemonidae.
AUGAGCCACCAAUUCGUCCUUUGUCUGAGAGACGUCCAAACACCAGACCCGGAGGGAGGGCUGCGAGGCCAACAAAGACGGGGAGGAGGAGGAGGAGGAGGAAGGGGUAGGGGAAGUGGAGCAGGAGAAGGAGGAGAAGGAGAUAAGAAGAGGAGAAAGACGAAGAGAAGAGAAGAAGAGAAGAAGAGGAGAGGAGGAGGAGGAGGUAAAAGAAGAGGAGGAGGAGCCGGGGAGGAGGAAGCCGAAGAUAAUGAUGAUGAUGAUACUGAUGAAAAUAGUGAUGAUUGUAAUGGAGAAAAUUAUGAUAAUAAUAAUGUCGAAGAUGAUGGUUAUGAUGAAGCUAAUUAUGAUGAUAUUAAUGAUGAAAAUAAUGUAGAUGAAGAUGAUGCUGACAAUGAUGAUAAUAAUGAUGAAGAUGAUGAUGAUGAUAAUGAAGAUAAUGAUGUUCAUCAUGAUAAAGACGAAGACGAGGAUGAUGAUGAUGAUGAUGAUGAAGGACCUGGAGUUUGGAUAAUGAUGACGGAGGACCCUAAGACGGAUAAUGAACCCAAUAGACUGAAACGUGGAAGGGACAGAAAGCGAUAA